AUGUGUCAAAUCCCUCAUGCCCUUCAAAAGCAGUUUAUUGACAUUAUUAAUGAUUCUGUCAAAGCAGGAACCUUAGAGCCUAGCCAUGGCCCCCAUUCAAAUCCUUAUUUCCUCAUUGAGAAAAAGAAGAAGGGGAUGUGUUGUUUUGUUGAUGCAGCUCAGCACUGCAAUGUGAUUGUGAUUCAUGAUGUGUUUAUUCCUCUGAAUUGUGAUGAAUUUGCUGAAGAAUUUGCAGGAAUGGCAAUUGCCUCACUUGUUGAUCUUUUCUCCAGAUAUGACAAUUCUUUGUUGGCUGAAGAAAGCAGGAAUAUGACAGCAUUCAACACCCCAAUCAGUUCCUACCAGCAAACUGCUUUGGUUCAAGGGGCUAUGAAUUCACCCGCUCAAGCUCAGUGUGGGAUUGCAGCCAUAUUGAACAGUGGCAUCAUUCCUUCCUGA
Uncinocarpus reesii 1704 is the source of this 438-nucleotide messenger RNA. RefSeq lists its product as uncharacterized. NCBI's taxonomy places the organism in Eukaryota, Fungi, Ascomycota, Eurotiomycetes, Onygenales, Onygenaceae. The transcript has a single exon. The record is from RefSeq and is a predicted model, not a curated record. The coding region runs from base 1 to 438 and encodes 145 amino acids.